AAACCAUAUAGUUUUGAGAUGGCGACCUCGGGAAAAGUUUCGGAGUCUUCGGAAAAGACCAGCAAAAAGACCCAAAAUGAAGCAGGAUCAUCAAGCCUAUUUGCGAUGUACACAUAUCAUGCCAACAGACCAAAUAACAACCAGGACCUCGGUCCAGAUGGAGAUAGAGAUCCGAGGAAAACUUCUGUGCCUGAUUUUCUCCAGCGGGAGGCAACUUCUAACAGAGAUUUCAGUCUAUCGGUGAUAGCGACAGAUUUGAAUGCUGAGGAUGAGACAGACCUGAGAGAGUUCAUAGCAAGACGACUAUCAAGGGGGACGGUCUAUGGUGGAUCGGGAAACGUUAACACAGUCGACAUUGGGAGUCGUGUGAUGGCAUGCUACUACUGCUUGCUUCGUCAGGGUGGAACCCAACCGGGUAUUGAGAGAGAGAUUGAGAGUGCCAUGGAUUCUAACUCGUUCUACACCUCUCAGGAAUGCGUCAUCUGCUUCCUCAGCACACCUACCAGUGCACUAGAACUAUUCCGACCUGAAUUAGAUUUGAUUAGCGAGGGAGUACUACCACUUCUUGAACAAAAGGGAGGUGAUUCCGCUGAGAUUCAGAAUCAUUUAGAAGACUGGUACACCCAAGCAUCAGGUUACGUAUGUCGCUGUGUGGAAACACUCAAAGAAGACGUAGCUUAUCUUAUCAAUGCUGCAUUGCUUGAGAUCCGAAUGGAAGUAGUAGGUACUGAGACUGCAGUGAAGCAAGAUGUAGAAAGGUUCAUGAAAGCGUGUAGCCUAUCGGACCUCUUACAGUCAUCGCAAGAGAGCUCAUCACAGGUCCCUUCCGAUCCUAUCCUCAUCGACAUUGAUGAAGCAGGCAACGCACAAGCCAACGUCAGAUCGCCGUCCAGGGGACCAUCGAAGAGUCGGCUGGUCUUUGAGGGUGAUUCGUACCGUUUUGAAAAUGCAGAGAAAUCCUGGUUUUGUGAGGAGUGGUCGAGCACAAUGUUGAAAGGAGGCGAGACCCUCAACCCGGCAUUCCUUCGUCAGGUUAUAGAAGACUACAAGCUGCACACCAUACAAGACCUGAAUACUCUCAAGAGACUCAUCCGACAAGCAGAGACAGACCACUACGCCCUCUAUAGAGCGUACGCUUUCCUGCGAGACUGUGGCUGUGGGGCCAUUUUAUUACGUCACAUCUGGAAGGAUGAGAACACGAUAUCGGCCAAGGACACCCAGAAUGUCCUCAAUGUUUUGGAGGAAUUCAUCUCAGAGACCGACAGCUCCAAUCUUGCCGCUUGAACGACCGGUGCUCAUGUACAAAUGCAUCAGUAUUUAUUUACUUUUAAUGUAAAAAGAGUACUUACGAAUGUUGUCAUUUAUCCUUUUAGACCAAUCCAUCCGGGUGGUAUUGUUUCGCCAGUCCCAUGACAUUUUCUCCGGCGACAAAUGCUCCGCUGUAAAAUCCACAUACCUGUGGAAUGACUAACUUUUUCCCUGGACUUAACAUUACACCCUACCCUCAAGCUUACCCUGACUUAAAGGACAAGUCCACCCCAACAAAAACUUGAUUUGAAUAAAAAGAGAAAAAUUCAACAAGCAUAACACUGAAAAUUUCAUCAAAAUCAGAUGUAAAAUAAGAAAGUUAUGACAUUUUGAAGUUUCGCUUCAUUUCACAAAACAGUUAUAUGCACAUCUCGGUCGGUAUGCAAAUGAGGGAACUGAUGACAUCACUCACUCACUAUUUCUUUUGUAUUUUAUUAUAUGAAAUAUGAAAUAUUUUGAUUUUCUCGUCAUUGUCAUGUGAAAUGAAGUUUCAUUCCUCCCUGAACACGUGGAAUUCCAUCAUUUUAACAUUUUGUGCUUCAGGCAAGGAGGUCCUAAUCAUCAAAUAGGUAAAAAUUGAAAUAUUGUAUAAUUAAAACAAUAAAAAACAAAAGAAAUAGUGAGUGAGUGACAUCAUCGACUCUCUCAUUUGGAUGUAACUGGCUCGUUCAUAUAACUAUUUUGUUAAUAAUAAGCGAAACUUUGAAAUGUCAUAACUAUCUUAUUUUACAUCCGAUUUUGAUGAAAUUUUCAGCAUUGUGCUUGUCUGAUUUUUCUCUAUUGAUACAAAUCAACAUUUUUCUGAGGUGGACUUGACCUUUAAACCCCUAUUGCAGUCCUUACUCUGCAUCUUUCAUAGAUGAAAUAAAGCCUGAAGCAGUUGUCGCAGGAGCAAAUGCUUUGUCACCGUUUUGCCACACAAAUUUGCAAGAAUGCGCCCACCACGGAUUGGAUGUGAUAAUAUUGAUAGUAGCUGGGUCUAUAUAGUGCUUUUUGACAGAGGAUAUAAAGCGCAGCUAUUAUUUCCCCCGGCUUUAGCUUGAGCUUUCACUGUAUCUAGUGCUCAGUGCAUUCAAGGGAUUUAUCCCACCGGGUACCCAUUCACCUCACCUGGGUCUAGUGCAGCACAAUGAGGAUUAACUCUUUGUUUGCUAGGCUAUGAAGCCCUCUGUGCCGAAUUAUUUUUAGGGAGGGAAACAAUGCAUUGUUUGUUUGAGCGUGAAAUGCGAAGUUCGUGCGGCACCGAGUGUGCAUUGAUGCAAGGUACGCUUUGAAAGGGUUAGUGUCAAGACUUUCCAUUAGGGCAGGGGUGACUUCUGAUAAAAAGCUGUAUGAAACUUUAAAUUCUAAUAUUUAUUUAUUUUUGGAGGGGGGAGGGCAUUCUGACAUAAUAUGGAUAUUUCUUUUAAUAGAAAUAGUUUUAGGGGAAAGUGCUUCCGGAAAUGGCUUUGUUCUUUGACCUAUUAUUGUUAGAAAUGUUUUGCCCCUCCUGUUAGACCCCUUUAUGGGGGGAGAUGAAAUACAGCCCAAUUGUUUCACAUGGCUUAAUGCACUUCUUUUAAUCACCUUGGGAAAUAUUGAAAAUUAGAAUUUAUUUUAUUUCUCUUAAUUUGUGAAUCAGGAAUCAUGUAUCCCUGGGCCCCGUCUUACAAAGAGUUGCGAUUGAAUUGAUCAACCACAACUAUGGACGGCCAGCAACGUCAACAUCUUGAAUGCAUGUGUUUUCCAAGUGAUUUUUAGUUAUGAUGUAUAACUCAUAAAUUCAUUGUUUUCUGGAUAGUUUGGUGUGUUUCCUUUGUUUACAAAGGACGUUGUGCAAAUUUCCUAAAGAAAAAAAUAUGACUUUGAUGGAUUUCCAUAUACUUGAGGUUGAUCGGAUCGGUCGUAACUCUUUGUAAGACGGGGCCCAUAAUCUUGUAUCUCUCUAUACUGGACUUGGUCUAUAACAUGAUCUAUAGAUGGUUUUUUUCUUGGGAGGAGAGACCUGCUGGUCACAGUUCUGUGUGCGCGCCCUUCUAGGCGACCCAGAUUGGCUGGCUCCUCGAAAAAUGCGCCUUUGAAUGUCUUUGACAGAUAUAUGGCGCUAUACAAAUGCUGUGCCUCAUCAUCAUCAUCACAAUCACCACCAUCACUAUCACCAUCAUCACCAUCAUCACCAUCAUCAUCAUUAUCACCAUCAUCAUUAUCAUCAUCAUCCUCAUCAUCAUCAUCAACAUCAUCAUCAUCACCAUCAUCAUCACCACCAUCAUCACCACCAUCAUCACCACCAUCAUCAUCUUCUUCAUAAAUUCACAUGUUACCAGAGCUGCCAUUUGUUACUCUUCUGGAAGCAUUUUGUAACAUCAAAACACAAACCGUGUAAAUUUUACAUUUCUAUCGCAGGAAAAUUAAAAAUUACAAUUUUUUUCUUCAAAAACCUUCCUUAAUACUCAUCUGAUUACUGCAAUGCUGCAUGCAGCCUUAGUUUCCCUUUUAAAUCAUGGAAGCAAAAUCUAUACUUUUAUUUUUUUUCAGUUGUGUCGCAGUUAGUUGCCAAGUUCUUUUUAUGAUUAUUGUAAAUAAUUUUACAAGUCCAUAUAUUGAUAUAUUUAUGUACAAUUAUAUAUGUAUGAUAAACUCUAAGUUAUAGUAUCCUUUUUUAUCUUAUUUGAAAUAUGUAUGUUUGAAGGUACAUUCAAAUCUGUGUUAGCAGCCACUUGCCUUUAGUGGAAGAAGAUUGUGUGUAUUAGAAAAUGACUAGGAACAUAACAUAUCAGUAACCUUUCUGUAAUGGCCACAUUUCUUGUUUCCUAUGGACGGUCACCAUAAACAGCUUUCAAGUUUAAAAAUUCAUAUUUCAGUGAGACAAAAAAAAAUUCUGCUUUGUUUUUUUAAGACCAAUUCAUAAAUUUCCAUUCAAAUUGUUUGCAUUCUCCGUUUUAGGUUGUUCUCUUCAAACUUGUACCAAUGUGAUAUCUUGGUUGACAAAUUUAAUUUACUUCAUGUAUCAUGAGUUUCCCAUUAGGAAAAUGAAAGAAAGAAAAAAAAAAUAGUUUCAAAUUUUCCAUUGAUUGGAACUUACUUGAUACUUGAUAACUUGUAUUUCAUAUCUUGCCAUCAUUACGAAAAUACACCGUUUGGGGUUUCACCGCUGUUGGGGUCGCAAACUGCGGUAAUAGACCCCAUUUUUCGUUUGAAACUCUCAUUUCUCAUUUGAACAUUUCCAAGCCCCGAUAAACCCAUCUUGGCCAGGUAAUCCCCGUUGUCUCAAUUUCAUCUCCACUGGCCAGUAAAGCCAAGGACGAAAUGAUAAACAACAGCUGUGCUAUUACGUAAGACUUCUCUGCCUGAAGAAGGAACUUCGGAAUUAAAUUAUUGUCUUCGAUAUUUAAUCACGUUUUCAAAGGCAUAUUGUAUUCAGACAUCCAAUAUUAGUCCUUUUUCAAUUUCGAACGAAGAAAAUCGACCUCGAAAUAAGGAAAAUAAGCGAAUAAAAAUUAGGUUAUGCUUUGCAUGCAGGGACUGCCCUUAAAGCGCUGCGCACACGAUGCAUUCACCGCGUGUAUACACGGAACUCCAUAGCAGGCUCUUAGACACGUUGCAAUCCAUCGUGUGUGACCCCCUGCUGUGCUGGGCUGUCGCGUUAUCUUCAGACCGAGGUCAAGAAACAGGUGUUUUGAUACUUAAAUUUCUUGCUUGGGGGCAGUUCGGGAUUAUAGUGGUUGGAGAAGAGAAUUGGUGAAAACGAUCUGGGGUAUAGCCUUCUCAAACGGAGGUAUUUCGUCAUGAUAAUCAUGAAUGUUAAGCAUCAAACUCCGCAAGAGAUGCAUAGCAUUUCUUUUUAGUCCACAUGACUUCUGCAUUCAAGAUGUCCUUGUCCAUGUAUUCUUCCUUCCUCUAGUGUGACAUUUGCGCGUUUGUCACUGCUUUGACUAAUUUGAAGACUGAAUAAGUUGAAUAAAGAAGAGAGUGGAGCGAGUCUUUUAUCUUCUUGGCCCAUUGUUUUUGUUUCUUGUCAACAUGUCAUGAUUAUGGUAGCGACAGUGGGCUGCUAAAAGCUUAUUUGUUAAAAUUUUAUAGUUUGAGGCAGCUCAAAAUAAGCUCUAUUUAUAAGUCACGAUAUACAUGACAACCUUAAAAUUAGGAAUCUUGUUCUGAAGACAAUAUGGGGUUGCCACUGCAUAUUUUUUCAUAAUUCUAACAAAAAUCUGAGCUGUUCUAGAAAAAUUGUAAGUAUUAUGAGAUGCAAGAUUUUCAGAGCCCGCCGACCAACUGUAUCAUGGAUUGUCGUUGCAUGUGUCCAUGUACGCCUUUGCUCAGGUAAGAUUGGCACUUAGUUCUGGACCCUGUUGCAUAAAAGUAUUAGAGUAACUAACUUUGCCAUCUAAUGGUAACUUGAUGUUGAUUGGCUGAUUAGCAUUGUUACUAUGGUAGUUACGAUUAGAUGGCAAAGUUACCAUUACAGUAACUUUUAUGCUACACGGCCCCGGAAUCCAAUUUCUAUUUGAAUUAGGUUGUUAAAGAGGAUGUUAUCAUUUUUUUUUUAUUCCUUACAAAGAGGCAUCAAUCUUUCCUUUUUAUCAGUAUUGGAAAAUGAAGUGAUGAAAUGCAGUAUACACAAACAUGCAUGAGUAUGAAAUUUAUCUUUAUGCCAAAAAUAUUUUCAAAGGGUCCAAGCAUGUCAUGAGCUCAAUGUAUUGUGUUUCUUUUUCAAUUCAUUCGCAGUAUUAGAUAUUUAAAGUUACACUUGAAACGAGGAGGAGAGAAAGAACAUUUAAAAAAGAUAAAUAUAUUUUCAAGUAUUUUGAUACAUGAUGUCAUGUACCUUCUUUUAUUUAAAUUUCAGGUUAUUUUUUGGUCAGUGUUACCAUAAAUAAUUUUGUUAAACAAUGUAAAUAGACAUGGACAAUAACUAAAAUGUGCAAUUUACAUAGUGAUUUAGUGGAGUGUGUGUAAUCCAUUUCCAAUGUAUUUAAUGCAUUAAAUUUUAUGUCCUAUAAAAACAA
This is a messenger RNA of Lytechinus pictus (painted urchin), 6293 nucleotides long. RefSeq names its product protein Njmu-R1-like. The coding region runs from base 19 to 1284 and encodes 421 amino acids. The transcript has 10 exons. The record is from RefSeq and is a predicted model, not a curated record. Lineage: Eukaryota; Metazoa; Echinodermata; Echinoidea; Temnopleuroida; Toxopneustidae. Gene Ontology annotation, cellular component: trans-Golgi network.